UCUUCAUUCAGCAGUUCAACUCUCGGGUAGUGAUAAUAAACCAAAGUCCAAAAAAUUAUUAGAAAAAAAAAGAAAAAGAAAAAAAAAAGGGGAAAAUCUGAAACCAAAAACGAGAAGGGAAGGCAAAAAGGAGACGAAGAACCUUUCGCGCUCUGACGAAAUUCAUUAUUUCACUGAUAUACUUGUCUUCCCUCUCUCAAUCUCUCCCUCUCCUCAUCGCGUUUCCCCCCACUGGAUCCUUAGGAUUGAUCAAGUGUCGCGGCUCAUGACGCAGUCGCCGGUUCAACCGCCUCCGCCGCUUCCCGCUCCGCCGCAUUCCAGCGGCGGAGGUGUCUUAAGAGGCGAUGUACAGGUGAGGUGCGCGGGAUGUCGCGUGAUUCUGAGGGUGAAGACCGGCGUUGUGGAGUUCUCGUGUCCGACUUGUCAACUUCCCCAAAUGUUGCCGCCGGAGCUUCUUUCUAGGGCACGGCCGCAGUUCCCGCAGUCUCAACAGCAACAACAACAACAACAGCAACCACCGCCGAUUCAGACGCUUCCACCGCCGCUUCAACCGCAGAUGAAACCUAUGAAUUUGCAGCCUAGGCCUCCCGUGCCGGCACAUGGAAUCGAUCCGACGAAGAUGCAAUUGCCUUGCGCUAACUGUCAGGCAAUCCUCAAUGUGCCACACGGACUCACACGGUUCUCUUGUCCUCAGUGCCAUGUCGAGCUCGCUGUCGAUGUCUCCAAGCUCAAUCGAUCUCUAACUGCUCCUCAAUCUACUCCUGCUUCCGCGCCGCCGGGUCCGUCUCCGCCUCCUCCCGAAGAAGUCAACGAGGAAGCUAUCGAUGUGGAGAGAGAAGAAGAUGAAGGUGGAACGGCGGGAGAAACGUUCAUGGAUUAUCGUCCUCCGAAACUUUCAAUUGGGCCUCCUCAUCCUGAUCCAAUUGUGGAAACAUCAUCUCUAUCUGCAGUGCAGCCCCCAGAACCCACUUAUGAUCUAAGAAUCAAGGAAGAGCUCGAAAGGUCGAAGGCUUUAUCGUGCUUGCAGAUUGAGACAUUAGUUUACGCUUGUCAGAGGCAUCUCCAGCACCUUGAUGAUGGUACCAGAGCGGGCUUUUUUGUUGGAGAUGGUGCUGGUGUAGGGAAAGGGCGAACAAUUGCUGGGUUGAUUUGGGAGAAUUGGAAACAUGGAAGGAGAAAAGCUUUGUGGAUUUCUGUUGGCUCAGACUUGAAGUAUGAUGCAAGAAGGGACUUGGACGAUGUGGGUGCCACAUGCGUUGGAGUGAAUCCUUUGAACAAGCUACCUUAUUCUAAGCUUGACUCAAAGAAUGUCGGUGUUAAAGACGGAGUAGUAUUCUUGACAUACAAUAGCCUUAUUGCUUCCUCUGAGAAGGGCCGUUCUCGUUUGCAGCAGCUUGUUCAAUGGUGUGGACCAGAAUUCGAUGGUCUCUUGAUCUUUGAUGAGUGCCAUAAAGCGAAAAAUUUGGUACCCGAAGCAGGAAGUCAGCCGACACGCAUAGGGCAGGCAGUUGUUGACAUACAGGAUAAGAUCCCCCAAGCACGUGUUCUUUAUUGCUCUGCUACUGGUGCAUCUGAACCACGAAACAUGGGUUAUAUGGUCAGGCUUGGUCUUUGGGGAGCCGGAACAAGUUUCAGUGAUUUUAACAAAUUUCUAGGUGCGCUUGAUAAAGGUGGGGUAGGAGCUUUGGAAUUGGUUGCUAUGGACAUGAAAGCAAGGGGAAUGUAUGUAUGCCGUACCCUGAGCUACAAAGGGGCUGAGUUUGAGAUUGUUGAAGCUCGUUUAGAAGCAGGAAUGGAGGCAAUGUACAACAAAUCUGCAGAAUUUUGGGCAGAGCUACGGAUAGAGUUGUUGUCAGCAAGUGCUUUUCUCCCUAACGAGAAACCAAAUUCAAGUCAGUUGUGGAGACUAUACUGGUCAAGUCACCAGCGUUUCUUUAGACACUUGUGUAUGUCAGCUAAAGUUCCUGUAACUGUGAGGUUAGCUAAGAAAGCCUUAUCAGCAAACAAGUGUGUGGUUAUAGGCCUUCAGAGUACCGGAGAGGCUCGAACUGAAGAGGCUGUAACUAAAUAUGGUGUUGAGCUUGAUGAUUUUGUCUCGGGACCUCGAGAGCUCUUGUUGAAAUUCGUGGAAGAGAAUUAUCCCCUGCCGGAGCAGCCUGAACCUCUCUCAGAGGAUGAUAGUGUUAAAGAACUUCAUAGGAAGAGGCAUUCAGCUUCACCUGGUGUUUCAAUUAGAGGGAGAGUAAGAAAGAUGGCAAAGUGGAAACCAGCUAGUGAUGAUGAAAGUGAUUUGGAGUCUGAAGCUGACUCUGCUGAUGAUUCUAAUGAUUCUGAUGAUGAGUUCCAGAUAUGUCAGAUAUGCAGUGGGGAAGAUGAAAGGAAGAAGUUGCUCCAUUGUUCUGAAUGUGACAAGCUUUUUCAUCCGGACUGUGUAGUUCCCCCAGUUACAGACUUACCAUCUGAAGCGUGGAUAUGCUAUUCUUGCAAGGAAAAGACAGAGGAGUACAUUGAAGCAAGGCGUCUCUACAUUGCGGAAUUGCAGAAAAGGUAUGAAGCAGCCUUGGAACGAAAAUUAAAGAUUUUAGAGAUCAUCCGUUCUCUAAAUCUUCCAAAUAAUCCUUUAGAUGAUAUUGUCGAUCAGCUUGGAGGCCCUGACAAAGUUGCAGAAAUAACAGGCAGGCGAGGUAUGCUUGUAAGAGCGUCUAAUGGGAAAGGUGUUACAUAUCAAGCGAGAAACACAAAGGAUAUAACAAUGGAAAUGGUUAACAUGCACGAGAAACAACUAUUUAUGGAUGGUAAAAAGUUUGUUGCCAUUAUUUCUGAAGCUGGUUCAGCUGGUGUUUCCUUGCAAGCAGAUAGAAGGGCAGUAAAUCAGGCUACUUUUCACAAAUCUCGGUGGGGAACGCCGCUUUGCCUCUAUUGUUGCAAAGAGACUAGAAACUCUUGGGCCGGCCCCUCUUUGAGUGCCUAUAAUUAUGAUAGUAACUUUGGUAAAAAAUCCUUGAUGGUGAUGUAUAGAGGAAUAAUGGAGCAGGAGAAACUACCCGUUGUUCCUCCUGGGUGCUCCACUGAUGAACCAGAAACAAUUAAAGAGUUUUUGACCAAGGCAAAGGCUGCUCUUGUUGCGGUUGGAAUUGUUAGGGACAGUGUUCUGGCGAAUGGGAAAGAUGUUGGAAAGUUUUCUGGACGAAUUAUUGACUCUGACAUGCAUGAUGUUGGACGAUUUCUGAAUCGCCUCUUGGGAUUGCCACCUGAUAUUCAGAAUAGGCUGUUUGAAUUGUUUACUAGUAUAUUAGAUGUUCUUAUACAUAAUGCUCGGAUUGAAGGAAGUUUUGAUUCGGGAAUUGUGGAUAUGAAAGCUAAUAGCGUUGAGCUGCUGAGCACUCCAAAGACCGUUCAUGUGGAUCAAAUGUCUGGGGCUUCAACUAUGCUCUUUACUUUUACUCUAGAUCGUGGAAUUACAUGGGAGUCUGCGAGUUCAAUGCUAGAGGGGAAGAAAAGGGAUGGGCUUGGUUCGGCUAGUGAUGGCUUUUAUGAAUCUAAAAGGGAAUGGUUGGGAAGACGGCACUUCAUAUUAGCAUUUGAGAGUGCGGCCUCUGGGUUGUAUAAGAUAGUCCGUCCUGCGGUAGGAGAGUCGAUCAGGGAGAUGUCUCUUUCAGAGUUGAAAACUAAAUACCGAAGACUCUCAUCGCUGGAGAAGGCUCGUAGCGGCUGGGAAGACGAGUACGAAGUUUCAUCUAAACAGUGUAUGCACGGACCCAAGUGUAAGCUGGGCGAGUAUUGCACGGUUGGAAGAAGGAUACAGGAAGUAAACGUUGUGGGUGGCCUCAUUCUUCCCAUCUGGGGAACCAUUGAGAAAGCUCUCUCCAAACAAUCCCGUCAAAGCCACAAGAGAAUUCGAGUUGUACGCAUAGAGACUACGACGGACAAUCAGCGAAUAGUGGGCCUCUCUAUCCCCAAUGCCGCUGUAGAAACUGUAUUACAAGAUUUAGCAUGGGUUCAAGAGAUCGAAGAUUGAGACGACAUUAUUUUGUAAGAAGAAAGACUCUCUCAACCAAGUUCCCGUGCUUAUUCGUAUUUUCUUAAUUUUUUAAACAAGGAAAAAACAAUCCACUUGAGACUUUCAUUUUUGUGUAUAUCACAUGGCAAAUUGGCAAGGAAGAUACAUAGAUGUAAUAUUAUUAUCUAACAAGAUUCCUUCCUCUGUUUUGGUUAAAUGUAUUCGUUUGUGGAUGGAUGAUGAUGCCAGAUUUAAUAAGAAAAAAAUAUAACACAUUGCAAUUUCUCAAUAAAACAAGAAUAAUCUGUUGUUUCACAAACCAGAACACAACACACCUGACAUAUAAAAUACACAAAUGCCCUCAAACAGUAAAAAAAGAAAACAAGGCUUAUUUCUCGACCGGAGAGAAUCAUCAUCAAACAAAGGCCGUUGCAAAAACGCAAACAAUCAAUGAAACCUCUGUUUUUAACAGAUGAAAGGAGCAUCUGCAUAACCAUCAUGGCAAUACAAACCUGGCUGCUGAGUAAAUCCUUGCUUCUUCAGAAUCUUCCUUGCCCUCGUAACCAUUUCCCUGUUUGAUAUCUCACCUUCUGUAUCCUCCAAUAUCUUCUGUAUCGCGUUACUCAUGGCUCCAUAGGCCUCUGCUGGUUUCCCCGGCGGAGUCGCAUCCGCAGAGGUCUGGUCAGUCUGACAGCCGCUGAUCAAUAUCCCGCUGUCUGAAAGAGGAACCGAUCCUCUGGAUCCACCGGCAUAAACCUCCUCUUUCCUCCCAACUUCUGUCUGCAUCGCCGGUUUCACGUAGUCUUCGUCGUUUAGCUUCCCCUCGAGAAACCCUGAAGCUAACUUCCCAAGCAUUCCCAUUAGCCCGCCUCCUUCACCGUCUCCUGCCUGAAGCUUACCCAAGAUCACUUUCAUGAACUUCUUCACUUUCGGGCUCGAGUCAUCACCAAACGCGUCGAAAAGGCUUGGCCUGAUUUUCCCGACUUCGAUGUCAUCGUUCCCUGUUUGCUCCUUGAGGAUGUCGAUUAGGGUCUGCAGAGGCAGAGACUUGGCUUUGGCAAUGAUCCUUUCUCCGUCUUCUAGCUCCAUCUCCUUGGUCUCGAUUUCUUCCGCCUCAUCUUCUUCCUUCUUGUCCCCUCUAAUGUGGAAUCCUCUAGAUUCAAUCGCGCCUUCCACCUUGCUGCGCAAGAAUUUCCUGAACCCGAAUCUCGAAGAAGAUUCUUUCUCUUCCUCCUCCUCCUCGUCUUUCUUAGUGCUCUCACCGAUCUGCUCCUUGGCUUCAUCGAUCAGGCCACCACUGUGACAAGAGUCUGAAAUCAUCGUCAUUCUGCAACCUUGCGGGACUCGGUCCACAAGAUCCCUGAAGUCAUCAUCUGUAAUCAGAUUCAUGUCGCAAGGAACAAUACACUCGUCGUAGCCAGUGUCAUCGUCCUCCCCUGUCUCCGCCGGUAGCCUCGUACCGUGCCCACUGUAAUGCACGACGAGAAAGUCGCCGGAAUCCGCCGAGCCGACGAGAUCCGCGAGAGCCUUGCGGAUGUUCUUGCCCGUGGGUUGGGUAGAGGAUUCAUCGGUGUCGAUCAGCACCGUGAUGUCCUCCUCGGCGAAGCCGUAGCGUUCGACGAGACAUUUGUACAUCCGACGAACAUCGUUGACGCAACCACGCAAUUCCGCCUUGGUUCCUGGGUAAUUGAUCCCAAUAAGCACCGCCUUUUUCGCCAUCGACGAAGAUCUGAUGGAUAAACUCUGAAUCUGAUCGGUAAUCUGUCUUCUCCUUGCCGGCGAUCGAAGAGCUUAAUCUAUUGGGGAGAGACUGAGUCCGACAAAACGUUAUUUUAUAUACAAAUUAUUUAAUUACUUAUUUCUUUAUUCGUUGAUUGAUUGAUAUGUAUGCGCGUUUCCACGAAUUGGAAUGUACGAUCUGACGUGGC
This is a messenger RNA of Thlaspi arvense, 5928 nucleotides long. The record is from the annotation of a GenBank genome assembly. Lineage: Eukaryota; Viridiplantae; Streptophyta; Magnoliopsida; Brassicales; Brassicaceae.